UGUGUUUUUCUAUCACUGCAGCAUCAGCAGAGAGGAGAGAGGUGCACAAUCAAUUUCACAGUCGAGACGAAGGAAAGACUGAAGUAGAUAAGGAAGAGAAGAAGGAAAGGAGUUGCCGGAGGAAAGGAGCAUCCGUGGAGACAGGAGACCAGCAGGAGGGCGUGGACCUUGGAAGGAGACAGGGGGAAAAAAAGGAGAGGAUACCAAAGAGGGUCAAAGACGCACAAGGCAGAGACACAGCCUAACACUUGUGUAGCACCAGUGUGUGAGGUUGCCCUCUGUGUGCAUUUUACUGUGUGCACGUGAGCAGGUGGGACUUUGAUGGGACAGUGAGCAAUGCCUCACAUGCAGCGACAGCAGGUUGGCAGUAGGGGGCAGUGCUCCCCUCACCUUCUCCUCCCUCUCCUCCUCCCCCUCCUCCUUCUAUCCCUUGCUGCCCAGCCCAGUCGAGCAGCCAUACACAUACCCUCCACCUACCACAUAAGUGAUCUCAAGAGGCCUCCGGUGAUCACCACACAACCAGAGUCUGUCACCGUCUUCAGCGUUGAAGACCUCGUCAUGAACUGUGAAGCCACAGGAAACCCUCCACCCAUUUUCCAAUGGACAAAGGAUGGAGAGAAGUUUCAACCAGGCAGCGACCCGGAGUUAAAGGUUACUGAGUCCACUGGCUUAUUCGCAUUCUACACGCUCAGUAACACCGUGGAGACUCUGAAGCAGUACCAAGGCAAAUAUGUCUGCUACGCAUCCAACGAUCUGGGGACUGCCGUCUCUAACGAGGCCGUACUCACCACUGAUGUUCUUCCGACCUUGCAGAGGGAAAAAAAGGUUGAUGUGAAGUCUGAACAGGGAAACAGUGUAGUUCUGAAGUGUAAUCCCCCGCAGAGCUCUAUGGAGCCCAUCAUUCACUGGAUGGACUGGAGGCUACACCAUAUUCAGCUUAGCCCACGAGUGGUGGUCGGGAAGGAUGGCAACCUGUACUUUGCCCAUUUGACAGCUGAGGACAGCAGGGACGACUAUAUCUGUAAUGUCCAGUAUCUGGCAACGCGCACCAUUCUGGCAAAGGAACCCAUCUCUCUGUCUGCCCUCUCUUCCAACUCAGUAGUACGGAACAAGAGGCCCCAGAUGAUGAGACCUACAGGAAGCCAUAGCACUUACCACGCCCUCAGGGGCCAGACCAUAGAGCUUGAGUGCAUCGUCCAAGGCCUUCCAACUCCUGAUGUGCUGUGGCUGAGGAAAGACGGUGAAUUGUCUGAAUCUCGAACUGCAAAAGACAUGUUUGACCGCCGCCUGCGCUUCACUAACAUCUCAGAGAGCGACGCGGGAGAGUACCAGUGUAGAGCCAACAACUCACAGGGAAAGAUCACACACACCUACACUGUGAUUGUGGAAGCUGCUCCCUACUGGACUAAGGAGCCGGUCAGUCAGUUAUAUGCCCCGGGUGAGACUGUGAGACUGGACUGCCAGGCUGACGGUAUCCCCUCCCCUGUCAUCACCUGGACUAUCAAUGGGAACCCCAUCACAGCAACCAAGGACUCUCGACACACUCUGACAGCAAGCGGAUCUCUAAUCCUACAUGAUGUCCACUUCAGAGACACUGCCAUAUACCAGUGUCAGGCCUCUAACAAACAUGGAGCCAUUCUCACCAACACCAAUGUUUAUGUCAUCGAGUUGCCUCCACAGAUCCUUACUGAAGACAGGAAUGCAUAUACAUAUACAGAGGGCAAGACCGCUUUGCUGGAGUGUGAAACCUUUGGUUCUCCUAAACCUAAUGUCAUAUGGGAGAGUGGCAGCAUCCCCAUCCUUGCAGAUCCAAGAGUUAACCCACUCACAAAUGGAGGGCUUGAGAUCUCUAAUCUCACCCAUGAUGAUGAGGGCUUCUACACCUGCUCUGUAGUGAACACCAACCUGUCGAUCACUGCAGAGCUGGAGGUGCUCAACAGGACAGUGAUCCUGUCACUACCACAAUCUCUGAAGGUGCAGCAAGGACACACGGCAAUCUUCACGUGUCUGCCACAAGUCGACCCCAGACUUGACACUCCACUUAUUCAGUGGAGAAAGAACAAUCAGAAGCUGUUUCAGUCCCACAUUGACGCAAAAUACACAUUUGAAGGACCAGACCUGAUAAUAGCUAAUGUGGAACCAGGUGAUGAGGGCGUGUACACCUGUCAGGUCAUCACUAAGAAGGACAUGGCUGAAGCAAGUGGCACCCUCACUUUAUGUGAUCGUCCAGAUCCUCCUAUCCGGCUUGAAAUCACUGAGUCUAAACUUCGUACCGCCACACUCACCUGGACUCCUGGAGAUGACCACAACAGUCCUGUGCUAGAGUUUGUGAUUGAGUUUGAGGACCAAGGUUCGAAGGAGAAGGGCUGGGAACCACUGAUGAGAGUAAGAGGUAACCAAGAGCAGGCUAGCCUCAGUUUGUGGCCCUACAUGUCCUACCGUUUCCGUGUCACUGCCAUCAAUGAUUUUGGCAAGAGUGACCCCAGCAAGCCCUCUGAAAUACACAACACACUUGCGGAAGCUCCAGACAAUAACCCUGAAGAUGUCAGAAGUGAGUCCAUAGACCCAGACUCUCUGGUCAUCACCUGGGAGGAAAUGAGCAAACGCGACUUCAACGGACCUGACUUCAAGUACAGGGUGUUGUGGAGGCGAGUGGUGGGCAGUGGGCCCAAGUGGAACAUCAACUAUACAACGACAACACCAUUCAUUGUCAAUGACAUUGGCAACUUCUCUGCCUUUGAGUUGAAAGUUCAGGCUGUCAAUGAUAAAGGAGCGGGACCUGAGCCAGACCCAUUUAUCGGCUACUCAGGGGAAGAUGUUCCGUCGGAGGCUCCCAUGGAUGUAGGUGUUGUGAUACUUAACAGCACAACCAUCAGAGUGACAUGGGCACCAAUAGAAAGAGAGACGGUCAGAGGACACCUGCUUGGGUACAAGAUCUACUUGACCAGGACUGGUUCCAGGGGUCACCACAGAGGCCGCAGGGCAAAGGAGUCAGAAAACACCAUAGUGGUGGAGACUGAGGCCAAUGAGGAGAAGAGGAUGAUCACCGACCUCCGACCGUUCUCCCACUAUACCCUGGGAGUCACUGUAUUCAACAGCAAGGGAGAGGGACCUGCCUCUGAGAUGCUGGCCUUUAAGACCCAUGAGGGAGUUCCUGGUCCUCCCUUGUCCCUGACGUUGGACAGCCCAUCAGAGACAGAAAUGACUCUUCACUGGACACCUCCUGACCAGCCCAAUGGAAUCCUUAGUGGAUAUCUACUGCAAUACCAACGGAUUGUGGAGACUGAUGACAGCCCCAUGCAAGUAGUGACAAUAGUGGAUCCAACAGUCACCCAUCUCACCCUGACGAACCUGGACCGUCACAGCCAUUACCAGUUCUACCUGAGGGGGCGCACUUCUACUGGGGAUGGAGAGCCUAUAUUUAGGGAGGGUGCCACCACACUGGAUGGAGGGCCUCCUACAAACUUCAGCCUGUCUGUGGGGGAAAACUCAGUGAACCUCAGCUGGGUAGCCAAAAAGAGACACAGGAAUGUUAACUUCCAGAUCCACUACCUCAAAAAAAAGGUUGACAGUAAAUGGAAGAAGACAGAGGAGGUGAACUCCUCUCAGUCUUUCUACCAACUCCAGGGUCUGAGUCCUGGCUCUCAUUACCGUCUACUCUUCAUCUACAGCAACAAAACCUACUGGGAGACAGACAUUGAGACAGAAGGAACAGAAGUGACAGAGAUACAGCAAAGCUUCGCAACACAAGGCUGGUUUAUUGGUGUUGUGAGCGCCAUCGCGCUGUUGCUGCUGAUACUGCUCAUCCUCUGCUUCGUCAAGAGGAGCAAAGGGGGGAAGUACUCAGUGAAAGAUAAAGAAGAAGGCCCCAUGGAUUCAGAGGCGCGGCCUAUGAAAGACGAGACUUUUGGAGAGUACAGAUCUCUAGAAAGUGAUCUUGAGGAAAAGCGCACGGCCAGCCAGCCGUCCCUGUGCGAGGAGAGUAAACUGUGCAGCGUGGACAACCUUGACUUCAAUGGCAGCAGUGCCAUAACCACAGAGCUCAACAUGGAUGAGUCUCUGGUCAGCCAACUCAGUCGUCCCAGCGAGGGUCCAGACAGCUCGCCACUCAACCCCACCACCGUCCCCCCGGCCAACAAUGGCAUGACCAACUCAGUUACCAUUCUCGAUUAACCCCCACACAACCAUAGGGGACCACCAGACCAAAACAUGUCAACACAUAUGUGCCCAUAUGCUCUUGUUCCUUAAUGACUUGCUGAUCCCUACUCUGACGACUGUACAACACAAUCAAUAUAUUGACUAUUCAGAUGGCCCUGCAGUCAUCUGAUCGACUGAGACUAUUUUGACCAAAGGAGUGUCCAAAGUAGUGGACAAUGUGAAACAAUUGUGACUGACCUGAAGAUGUCCUUUGACCCCCUCAUCCUCGUUUAUCUGUGUAGUGUACAACAAAUUCAAAUGACUAACACUCACUUCCUCCCCCUUCUUCUCUUUCCUUCGCUCUCUGCAACUAACUCUGUAGAAGGAUAAAGACAGAAUGAUGUACAGACAGAAAUAUCUGAGGGACCGUCGGUGUGGUCCUAUAGAUGAUGUGUGGUCCCAUAGAAAUGCAGAAUCGUAAUGAAAGAGGGUGUUGGUGUGUUGAGAAUCAGACAGCACAUGCUGCUGUAACACAUCAUGAAACUUGGAUAUUUAUCAUGUCGUGACUUACUUUAUGUUACACAUGUCUAAGGCCAUUUAAUGCCUCAGAUUGUACUGGACAUUUUUCUUUUUUUUUUUAUGUGUUUGAAAACAAGAGAACUUCAUUUCUUGUCAUCAGGUAUUUUUUAUAUUUUAUCACCUUCCUGCCAUGUUAUGUUCCACAUUAUUUACAUAAAGGUCACGACUUCUCUGUAUUGGCAUAAUUCAUAGAUCAAGAUGUUUUCAUUGAAACUAAGUGAAGCCAAGUUUCUUACUAUAAAUAACAUUGGAUGCAUUACGGGGAACUUGCUGUGAAGAUGCUGAGUAGCAUCUGGUGUAUAUAGCUGCAUCUACAUCUAUCUACUUAGCCAUAAUACAGUAUUAUUAUGUACAUGCUCCUUAUAUGUUCCUGUGCCUGCUGGGUCUGCAUAGAGCACCAGAGUGAUGUCAUUACUCGCCUUCCUACCAGAAGUGUAAUGCCAUUAUUGGAAAUGAUAUUGUAAUUUUUUGUGUCAAGACCUAUGUGUAGCUUUCUGUAUCUGUCUUUGUCUCUUUCUACACUGUAUUAAAACAUUGCUGUCUCUAAUUACCAACCUUUUCUUACCUAUUCAUCUCAUACCAGGCAACAUGUGUGAGGAGCAGUAUUUAUUUUGUACCACAGAUAAGAGAGCGGAGUCUUGUGGGAAAACACCAUCAAGCUCUAUUUUCAGUCCUUAAUUAAUGCGAGCUGGUGUUACAGACAGGUUUGAUGAUUGCUAGUUGGUGUUCAAAAGAGGCGCUCAGUUGUUAGAUCAAACACAGAGAAUGUAUUCUUUUUAGGGCUGGUAGUAAUUGUUUCUAUGUGCUACUGAUGACUGGAGAGCUUGAGAUAAUAGGUACUAGAGUGACUAUGAGAAAGCCUGAAAGGAACGUUGUUUUCCCCAUUGAAUGUAAAUAUAACCCCUAAAAGAUUGUUCUUAUGAACCCAACGAUGUUUGCUAAAAAUGUGAAAAAAAAGUGCAGUUUUAAAUAACUUAAAAUGUUGCAAUCUGUCAUUUUUCUUCUUCGUACUAUUGCUCUGAAUUCAACUUUUCCAUCUUUGACAAAAGACUGCAGUGAGAUUUGGCUGUUUUAGCAAAAAUAGUUGAGGUAUAAAAAAUGAAAAGGGAAAAAUAUCCACAUUGUUCUCCAGUCAUUUUUGAAAAUCGGAAAAAUGUACAUUAGUGUCAUUUAGUGAUAGAGGUAUAGUUACAUUUCAAUAAAAGCUAGGAGUGCUUUCCUGCACAUAACCAUCCAUCAAUGCAUUGCAGUGCAGUGAAUAUCUGUGGAGUUUUUGUCAGAAGCAGUUAUGAAAGGCAGGGAUGCAGCGAGCCAGGUUGUGCACACCACAGGGAGCAUGCACAUGCAACGUUGCUGUUCUCAUUUGUCCCGUUUCAAAUAAAAUCUUGACACUGGCCAAAUAUUACCUGGCAGUCCCUGAGGUAAAGGUAAUGGGAUGUCUAAAAUGACCAGUGACAGAUUCGGUGUGUGCACGCUCCCUGUUGUUGGUUAUACACACACACACACACACACACACACACACACUCAGGACAAAUAAAGGUUUUAAAACAUUUAUUUUCAUACAGGAAUGAUGGAUGACAAAAUAUGCCAAUAUUCUAACUGCUGCUAAACAUCUGUGUUUGUCAGUGUUCAGAGCAAAUGUUAGCUUUGAAUGAGGAAUGAGUGUACACACACACACACACACACACACACACACACACACAGAUACUCACUCAACUGCCACUCACUCUUUGCUUUUUAUGUAUUGAGGGGGAAACAUGAGGACACUGGCUUUUGCUUUCCUCCAUUGUUUUCCCCUAUUUUUUGUAAUUAAAUGACAAAACAUUUAAAAAAAAAGAAAAGUGAAUGGGUUUGUUUAGAGAUGCCUCUUGAUAAUUCAGAAAAACAGACUUAACAACAACGAAAAUGGGGGAGGGAGGAGGGAUAUGGGGUUGGAGGGUGUCCCUGCUGGAGUGUAAAUGUGCCACUUUGUGGUAUGUGGGAUGCUUAAUAGUUGAGUGGACUUGUACCACGUGUGGGGCCAACAUAACUGUACCUGCAUUAUGAUUCUACCACUGUAACUGAAUAUAUGACUGAAAAUAAAGUACAUGGAACAAUGUG
Molecule: messenger RNA, 6816 nt
Organism: Solea solea (common sole)
Lineage: Eukaryota; Metazoa; Chordata; Actinopteri; Pleuronectiformes; Soleidae
Gene: l1cama
Product: L1 cell adhesion molecule, paralog a
Exons: 29
Coding region: 337-4173 (1278 amino acids)
Biological process (GO): cell-cell adhesion; axon guidance
Cellular component (GO): axon; plasma membrane
Molecular function (GO): protein binding
Source: RefSeq, a predicted model, not a curated record